GUAUUUCUUUGAUAAAUCUGUCAGAAAUAACAGCUUGUCGAUUCCUUCUGUGUGUUUCUCUAAAACUGAGAAAUGUUUGCACGCGAGGCAAGUGGUAAAGUAAGCGGAGCGAUCGCCCGCUUAGUCGUUCUGAUUGCCACAUUGAGCAUCGUCAAUAGCCUGCACAUCCAGCCCAAACAGUUCCAGCCCCAGCAGUUUCAGUUUCAGGAGCCUGGGCAGUCCCUGUGGCAGUCGUUCCCCCUAUCUGCACCUUUGGCCGCACCGCCACGUCUGGCGGCUGAUUACGUCAGCGGGGUACUGAGUCUAAAGGAAAGUCUUCUCAAGAAGCCGGUAGCCGGCGGCUACCGGAGUGGCAUGAAGAGCCUGCCACAGAUGGGGGAGAAAACGCAGCAGCAGAAGCAAGAGGAGAAUGUUGCUUCCUUCGCCGGGUUGAUGCCGUCGAGGCUUUCCUACGAAUCCCUCAAGAAACUAAUGGACAUGCCUGCCGUGGUAGAGGCGAUUGCCCAGCAGGUUCCGUUUGUCGAUCCGCAGGCCCAGGAGAACGAGCAGUUCACGUCACAAUACCCUUUCGAGUUACAGCAGGACGAGUUUCUGCAGCAGGUUCCGUUAAUGAAUCCGUCGGUCAAGGAGAACGAGCAGAUCACACAGGAGGAGUUUCGGCAGCAGAGGACGGCACAGACAAACUAUCAAACCCAGUUGCUGCAGCAGAUCCAACAGUUAUUCGGGAUGCGUCCAAAGUACCAGCCGGAGUUGAAUGGGGCUGCGUUGACCUGCACCGCGGUUCCUGAUAUUUCAGUGGACAGUGAAGAAUGUCAGACGGACUUACCUGAAGAAGAGGAAACGACAGAGGAGCCCACGGAUGGGGAGAAGGUCAUCGUGGAUGUAAAGCCUGCCAAGCCGGACAAGAACAAGGAAAAAGCAAAGACCUCCACACCCAAGCCCAAAACAAAGACCACCAAGAAGCUAGCCUGCUGCACCAAGCCAUCCAAGGAAAAGAGCGGCAAGAUGCCCAUCAGAUUCUCCCUGAACUUCCCGAACGAGCAGUCUCAAGAGGACGAGGAACAGAGUCAGGAGACCAUGGAGCAUCAGCAACAGCCCCGCACCGGCCGGAAUGUCUACAAUCCUGAUCUUUAUUACGAUGCGUUUGCCAACCGUCUCCGAGAUCGCCAGGAAAGCAAUGCUGAAGCCUUUGGACAAAAUGAGAUUGAGACCGAAGAUAUGCAGUUGCAGAGGAUGAAGCGAAAGCCGUUGAUGGAUCCUAGCCGCAAUCAGCGUCUAGUCCUGGACAGGCAACGCCUGCUGCAGGCCGAAGUCAAGCUCUGGCCCAUCAACAUGAAUAUGAUCGAUCGUAUCCAUUGAGAUAUGAAUCUUUUGUUUCUCCUUUAAAUCUAUUUUGUUACUUGAUUUCGUAUUAUAAAAAUUACAUAAGAAGUUUCUUCUAAUUAAGUCAGUAAAGAAAA
Messenger RNA from Drosophila miranda, 1460 nucleotides. RefSeq names its product transcription factor SPT20 homolog. NCBI's taxonomy places the organism in Eukaryota, Metazoa, Arthropoda, Insecta, Diptera, Drosophilidae. Bases 73 to 1359 code for a protein of 428 amino acids. The record is from RefSeq and is a predicted model, not a curated record. The transcript has a single exon.